AUGAAUCCGGAAGCCAUUCCUUUCAAGUCGGCUAUGACCAACAGUGCAAUCUUACACACUGCCUCCCAUGAGAGAACAAACGUUUUAUUGAAGACUGCUGUAGCCGAAGUUCUAUCCCAAAGUCAUAGUUCUUCCGCCAACAUUUUACUUGACGAGGGCGCACAGCGAUCCUUUAUUACAGAGGACCUCGCAAGGGUUCUACAUCUCCCUGUUACCGGACAUGAUACAAUUUCUCUGGCUUCGUUUGGUGGAAUGUCACAAGGGGUUCGGUCCAUACCUACAAGCGAGAUUUACCUGAAAAGCGAGACGAGGGAUUUGAUAAAACUGGAAGUUCUUGUAGUGCCAACGAUAGCAGUGCCAUUACAGAACAUACCCACAGAAAUACGUCAUUUGGAUUAUCUGAGAGGUCUGAAAUUAGCCCAUCCGCUCACAGAACACAACAACGAUCUGUUUGAAAUUUCGCUUCUGGUUGGUGCGGAUUAUUAUUGGGAUAUAGUUGAAGACCGAGUAAUCAGAGGCAACGGACCAACAGCGGUGAAAUCGAAGAUUGGUUAUUUGUUGUCGGGACCACUUCCGGUAUCAGGACAUCGAACCACUGACCUACACAUGCUGAAUGUCAUCAGCGCUCCACCAAGUACAUUUGAAAUGGAGAAGUUUUGGCAGCUUGAGUCUAUGGGAAUAUCUUCAGAAGAGUCAACAGACGGUACUUCCGGUAACCUUCAAGAAUACAUGUGCAACAGCAUUUCAUUCGAAGAUGGUCGGUAUGUGGCAAAAUUACCAUGGAGAGAUUACCACCCAACUCUACCAACCAACUACGAUAUAUGCAAGAGACGGACAGAGGCUACCAUACGCCGAUUAUCUCAAGAACCGGAAGUGCUAAAGACGUAUGGAGAGAUAAUCGCCGAUCAGCUUAAAGGAGGUGUCAUUGAGAAAGUUGACCAACAAGAAGACGAACACACAGUGCAUUACAUUCCACACCAUGGAGUGAAAAAGGACUCGGUAACUACACCAAUACGUAUCGUAUAUGACUGCAGUUGUCGCCAAUCUCGUGACCAACCAAGCCUCAACGACUGUCUUAUGUCCGCCCCACCUGAAUUGAAUGACCUUACGGGGAUUCUUCUACGGUUCAGGAUGCACAAAUAUGCGGUAGCCACUGAUAUCGAGAAGGCGUUUUUACAAAUUGGUCUUCAUGAAUCUGACAGAGACGUCACGCGCUUCCUGUGGUUGAGUGACCCGAGUGACCCGUGCAGUCCACUGACCACAUAUAGAUUCAGGACUAUUCUAUUUGGUGCAACAUGCUCGCCAUUCAUUUUAGGUGCCACAAUUCGCAAGAAUCUUGAACUAAACAGUAGUGAAUGGCAUGUCGUCAUACGGCGCGGUAGCAUACAUUUCCAGGGGUUUCGAGACCACGCUGAUGAUGUCAAAAAAUCGCGUCGCACCGUUGAAAAAGUUAACCAUACCGAGAUUGGAGUUAAUGGCGGCAGUGACAGGUGCCCGUCUGUGCCAACAUAUCAUACAACAGACAGGACUCUCCGAUGUGUACUUGUGGUCUGA
Messenger RNA from Dreissena polymorpha, 1554 nucleotides. RefSeq lists its product as uncharacterized. Lineage: Eukaryota; Metazoa; Mollusca; Bivalvia; Myida; Dreissenidae. The transcript has 2 exons. The coding region runs from base 1 to 1554 and encodes 517 amino acids. The record is from RefSeq and is a predicted model, not a curated record.